Messenger RNA from Gamsiella multidivaricata, 1432 nucleotides. RefSeq lists its product as uncharacterized. The coding region runs from base 359 to 961 and encodes 200 amino acids. Lineage: Eukaryota; Fungi; Mortierellomycota; Mortierellomycetes; Mortierellales; Mortierellaceae. The transcript has a single exon. The record is from RefSeq and is a predicted model, not a curated record.
GACCCAGGUCAAGAAGCCCAUCGUCUAUGUCGAGGAGUCCUCCAAGAACGCUUAUACCCAAAUCCAGUCGACGAUCGAUGCCCGUGUCACGGUCCCUGUCAAGACUGUGACCUCCAACAUUGCCACGACCGCCGCCACCACCCGCGACCAGCUCACGACUGCUGCUACUACAACUGCCACCAAUAUUGCCGCCACGGUCAACACCCAUGCUGCGCCUCUCGUAGACGGUUUCGAGACCAUCGUCAACCGCUACUUGCCUGCCGAUGUUGAGGCCGAACAGAGCACCACUGGACAGAGCAACCAGGCCACUCGUGUUGUCGACAUUACCCGUAAUGCCUCCUUGCGUGUCUCUCGCCGCAUGAGCGCCAGCGUUGCUCCCAUCACCCAGUCUGCCCAGGACUUGCGCAAGGCUGCCGAGAACAACGCUGCCGUGGCCAAGUCCAAGGAGUCGCUCCAGGCCUUGAACCUCCGUCUGAGUGCUUUGGUCGAGUCCUUGCGUCUGCAUGCCAAGGAGCUCCAGGAGAACGUACAAAAGGUCCCUGGAGAGGCCAGCCAGCGUGUCCAGACGCUCAGCGGCAGCCUCUUAUCCGAGAUUGACUCGCUCUCUGUGUACCUGAAGGAACACAGCCCUAAGCUUCCUGAAUACGUCCAGCUUCGCCUGGAGCCCCUUGUCGGCUUCGUGAACGACCGUUAUGAGACCAUGAAGGGCGAGAUGGUGAAGACUGAUGUCUCUGCGAUCCAGAAGGCUCGCAACAUCCUGCACCUCACCACCGAGGAGACUCUGCCUAUCCUCCAGAACGCUGCUCAGGACGUCAGGGAGUCGCUCCUGCAGUACCAGAUCUCAAUUCAGGAGAACGUCCACCGCGGUCUCUCUAAGGUCCAGGAGGUCAACUCUUCCAUGAGCGAUGUUGCUGCCCGCACUCUCCAGUCUGCUCGUGUGACCCUCGUCGGUGCCAAGUAAUCGACCACUUCCAGCAAAAAGGCAUCUUUCGGUCUUUUGUCAACUAAUGAAUUCAUGAAAUAAAAGAAAAAAACCCCUCUGUGUGUCGAUUGAUAUACGAGUUUGUGCUGUAUUGUAUAAGCUCUUGAAGCGCUUUCUUGCCUUUUUGUAGUGCCCUACUUGCAUGAUGCUUUGAUAAAAGUUUCGAUUGACACCACUUUACGGUUGCUAGACUAGGUCCGUUGGCUAUAUCGAAGUGUCCGAAGUAUGACCAGUUUGUUGGAGAAGUUGGGGUCCACGGAUUAUUGCAGGACCUGACUUGGAUGUAAGCUGGAGUAGCAGUAGCACGGUGGGGCAAGAGCAAGGGCAAGGGUAAGGACGAGCUGGAGGACGCAAGCGAGCAACCUCAUCCUUGGAAGGGAUGGUGACCCUUGGCGCCAAGCGACUAAAGGCUAUAUGUGUGUCAGCCAGCAAGCACACUCAACAGUUCAG